AUGUGUAACGCAACAAGCAUAACGACAACACACCUUGCUCUAACCAAACCAACUGGCCCAAGUCAUGGCCUUCUUUUGCUGCCUUCUCGCUCCAUCACCUCAUCAUUUUCCAUCAUCUCAAAAGCUUGGGUCAGAUGCUCGUCCUCUACCCCUGAUUUCAUCCGCCCUCCUGGACCCAUAGCAUCCUGGACCCGAGAUGAAUACAAUGCCUACCGACGAUGGCGAUAUGCUACAGAUGCCGUAUACCGUCAGAAGGCCAUAGAAGCCUUUUGCAAGUACAGCAAGAAGCGAUACUACAGCGACGCCGUCUGGCGUGAGAGGAAGAUAAAGAUAUGGACAGACUGGAACUCAGCUCAUCCUGAACAACAGGCAGCCCGAGACCAGCGUCGCAAAGAGCGCUACGCCCACGAUUCUGAGUAUCGAGAGUCUAUGAAGCAAAGGUUUAUCGAGCGCUAUGCCAACGACCUUGAGUACCGAGAGGCUGCUCUCCAGCGUAAUAGAGAGCGCUACGCCAGCGACCCUGAGUAUCGUGAGGCUGCUCUCCGGCGUCUGAAAGAGCGCUAUGCGAGUGAUCCCAUGUUCCGAGAAGCUCUUCUGACCAAAAGAAAAGAGCGCUACGCCAACGAUCCCGAGUAUCGCGAGGCUAUAUACAAACGACAUGCCGAUCCUGCAUAUCGGGAGGCUAGUGUACGGCGUUCAAAAGAUCGCUACGCCAAUGAUCCUGUUUAUCGAGAGAAUGUGAAACAACGUGCUAGGGAGAGGUACUUGCGGAAGAAAGCUGAUCAAGACACAUCGGGCCCUCAGGAGACACCAGACCUUCAGAGGACUUCAUCCUCGACAGACAAGUUCUGA
Molecule: messenger RNA, 852 nt
Organism: Aureobasidium vineae
Lineage: Eukaryota; Fungi; Ascomycota; Dothideomycetes; Dothideales; Saccotheciaceae
Source: the annotation of a GenBank genome assembly